GUCAGAGCAGCAUCGCUGCAGACGGCCACAUCGACGUUCUGUCUCGGAGCUAAUAUCUGCAAGUCGCGUCAUGGUACCCGACUCGCGGUGAAUUUCGCGCUGUCCUCUGUUUGUUAGCUCGCAUCCGUCCCCGAUAAUAUCGUUCAUGAUUCCUGUACUCAGUUUGCCAUUGGUUCGGCGACGUCACGGCCGAAAUCUUGCAUUCCAAGUUAUAUCGUCGUGAGUGCAAAGUUAGAGUGUGAGAAUUGUCGAGGGAAAGCAGGGCACAGAAUUGCUCCGUGACCAAAAAUACAAGAUGCUCUUAUGCGAAAUCGAUGACCGUCGUCUUUUGCUCCGGUUUUCUCCUUCGCUGGAUUCGCACUCGGAUGCAUAUCGAUGAUAUGUGCACACUCUUCCACGUGACCGCCGAAAUCUUGUCGAUCACGUUAUCCUGCUGGGUGGUUUCAAAGUGUGUUGUACCUCAAAGCAAAAGAAAAGAACUGCGGCUAUGUCCAAUAAGAGGGUUCCCCCCUGGAAAGGGUUUCCAGACAAGCGAGCUUUUGGAGAAAAAGAAAAUUCGAUGUAUUCGGACCCAUGGUGUCGUGGGGAGCUCAGAUUCUCCCAAAAGUAGGAGGUGAUUAUUUGGAUGAUGUUGUGUGAUGAUGUUUACAGAUGCUUUCAUGAUCGUCACCUCACAUGUAACGUGCCAGGAAGUCGGGUCGCAAAAUUUCGUGCUUUUUUCUGCCUGUUGGUGACAGAGUUGUGGACGCUGAACUCGAUUUGUGUCUUCGGUGUCCUUCGCGUCAACGUUGGAUAAUCAUUCAUGAGGCUACUUCAACUGCGUUGUGGACCUGAUCUCACAAAAGUCGCUCUUCGAUCUUUUUCCGUAUCGACAUUCGUGUCGAAAGCCUUUCUUUCAUCCACCUUGCAAGAAGACGCUUGAAUCUUAUCGCAUCCGGAGUGCGCGGUGGUUGCUCAGGCUCCCGGCCGAGUCUUUUCGCAACUAAAGUAGUAUGAAAGUACGUGAAAAGAAGAGAAGAAACCCCAGUGCACAAUGAACUCUUAGAUUUUCUGCAUUUUUCAAGAGAGGUUCUACAAGGUUCCUACAAUCAACUUGAUGUUUCUGCAAUAAAUGUACUUCCUGCUAAUUCAGGGCUCCAAGAAAUUGUUCACUCAAAAGGACUAGCUUGCUAAGUGUAUCAUCAUCGCGUCUCCAGGUCGUUCCAGUAGGACCAACCUCAAUAAUCCUGUGACAUGCCUUACGUUCUAAGGAGAAACAGUUCAGAAGAUAGUUAUAUAACCACAUGACAUAUAACCAUAUGACCACUCAUUUUGAGCAGAUUGGCUAAUAAAAAAGCAGUGAAAAUUUUCCC
Marchantia polymorpha subsp. ruderalis is the source of this 1352-nucleotide messenger RNA. The record is from the annotation of a GenBank genome assembly. NCBI's taxonomy places the organism in Eukaryota, Viridiplantae, Streptophyta, Marchantiopsida, Marchantiales, Marchantiaceae.